UGUCGGCCUCCUGUUGAAGCCGCAUGUUACAUUUCUCUAAAGGUUUCAGCUGUAUUUUCAUAUCUACGUUUGCAGAAUUAACGUGACAAUAUAAAACGUUUGUUUAUUUAAAGAUCGCCGUGAAAAUGUUAACAAUAUGACUGACGUUGUGCAAAAGGGCCACGGAUUGAGGUUUGCCGAGCAGCUGCUUAAGAGUCACGGCUGGAAAGAGGGUAAAGGACUGGGUCGGGAUGAGAACGGUAUAUCUGAACCCGUCAAGGUUAAAGUGAAAUGCAACAAAGGCGGGGUGGGCCACCAAGAAGGAGAGCAGUUCACUUUCCAGUGGUGGGAUCACGUCUUCAACAAGGCUUCAUCCAGCCUGCAGGUGGAAUCCCAUCAGGAUGGCAUUUCAUUAAAGAAGACUGAGAACGGUGAAGAAGAAGACGGUGGGGUGAUUUCUAACAAGAAGCCUCGGAAGGCCUCACUGGCUAAAGGCAAAAUCUACGGAAGCUUUGUCAAGUCGGCAACACUUCUGUCUGGUCAGCCAGGACGAGCAGUCGACAGUGAUAGCAGCAGCUCGGAGCAGGAGGAAGAUAAACUCGAUCUGUCUUCCAUUGCCAAGCUGUCUGAUUGCAACCUCAUGAAGGCUUGCGGAGGACGCACUGCCCACAAAGGAGCCAGACACGGCUUGAAGAUGAGCGCUAAGCUAGCCCGGCUGGAGCAGCAGGAGGCCGAAUUCAUGGCCAAAUACGGUAAAAAGACUGAGGACAGGAAGGAAGGAAUCAAGACUAAAAACGAGAAGACAUCCAAGGAGAAGACUGAAGAAUUAAAUGUCCACCACGUUUCACUUUCUGAACCGACUGACAUCAAAAUCAAAAAGAAGAAAAAGAAAAGGACAGAUGAAGAGGAGGAAACAACACGGGUCGAAAACGGUCACGAGAACCACAAGAGGAAGCAGAAAAAGAAGAAAAACGGAGAGUUUCCAAAUCCAGAGCUUGACGUCACUCCGCUGCGGGAAGAGAAGAAAAAGAGAGAGCAGCAAGUUUUAGAAGAAGAAACACAGCAGAGUAACCAUGUAGAGACGCUUGAACAUCAAGUGAAGAAGAAAAGAAAAAAGAGCAAAAAAGACUCAAACAUUUGCGAGGAGCCUCAAGCAUCACCUCCAACAAAGAAGAAGAAAAAGUCCAAAGAAUAACUUUUUGAAUUUGUCUCUCUGAUUUUUUUUAACACCCUAAAUAAAUCUUUGCUUCCA
Molecule: messenger RNA, 1231 nt
Organism: Syngnathus typhle (broad-nosed pipefish)
Lineage: Eukaryota; Metazoa; Chordata; Actinopteri; Syngnathiformes; Syngnathidae
Gene: gpatch4
Product: G patch domain containing 4
Exons: 8
Coding region: 137-1174 (345 amino acids)
Biological process (GO): regulation of ribosome biogenesis
Cellular component (GO): nucleolus
Molecular function (GO): nucleic acid binding
Source: RefSeq, a predicted model, not a curated record